Molecule: messenger RNA, 1363 nt
Organism: Cloeon dipterum
Lineage: Eukaryota; Metazoa; Arthropoda; Insecta; Ephemeroptera; Baetidae
Product: sister chromatid cohesion protein DCC1
Exons: 8
Coding region: 157-1335 (392 amino acids)
Biological process (GO): mitotic sister chromatid cohesion; maintenance of mitotic sister chromatid cohesion
Cellular component (GO): Ctf18 RFC-like complex; chromatin; chromosome, centromeric region
Source: RefSeq, a predicted model, not a curated record
AGUUUUGGUGUACUGAAUUUUUGCCGCCAAAUUGCUUUGGUCCAGUCUUUCCAGCAGUUGUUCAACUUCGGCAUUAGUUUUCAUUAUUAUUUUAAUCGUGUUCAGCUUACAUUAUUUUGUACGCAGGCUUUAACAGUACAUACACUUGAGGGAAACAUGAUGAAUGACUGUCCAAGAACUCGAGAAGAUGUGGAGAAAACGCUCAAUGAAGCUAAGAUCAAAACCUCGGCGCUGAACCCGUGUACGCAAAUUCUUAAGUUUUCAGAGGAAGAGGCAGCCUAUACUUGUCUUGAGUUGAAUAAGGAGUUGUUGGAGACCUUAGAAUCAGGACAAUGCUUAGUUAUUCGAGGAGACAAAAGCGAAAAUGCCGUCCUCUGCACCAUCAACAAAACCUUUGAACUGAAAGACACUGAGACAUCAAAUUCACUUCUCAUCAUCAAAUCAAUUGAUAAUCACAGUGACUUAAAAUAUCUGCAAGAUAAUGAAGCUGAGGGAAGAGUAGAGCUCAGAAUUGUAGACAAGUUAGUGCACAAUUAUCUGGAACCUAGGCUGUGUAGGCCACACUUGCAAAUAGUCCGGAAACUGCUGAACAAGCAAAUCUUCAAAGGGCAAGAGAACGAGCGAAACGUCAGCACAUUCGACUUAUACAGUUUUGACAAACUUCUGACCACGGUGCAAGCCAGUGAAGAGGAGCUGUUAAAAGAGUUGAAAGAUUUAAAUGCCAUUGAAUAUAAUGGGUUUUGGAGGCUGCUUGAUUUUGAAUACCACUUCAGAGUGUUUUCAUUCAUUACAACUUUCAUAGAACAAGAGUCGAUCCCUUUGGACAAAAUCAACAUGGAAAUGUGCAGCAAUGCUUAUGAAGAAAUUGUGCCCAAAGAAAUAUUUGAACAAGUGUUCAAGUACUAUACAGAGCCUAGAGAAAGUAUGCCUGGGUAUUAUUCUUUGAAUCAAGACAAAGUGUGCAGAAUGGUCGCUGAGAGCCUCUUGAAAGAUUCUCGAAAAUUUAACCUCGAUGAAUUCUUGCCUGUUUGGCAAGAGAGUGUUCUUCCAGGUCUAGAAACAAAAUUAAGUCAACUUACUGGAACUGUGAUUGUGGACAAAGAAUCAAGUACUCCAGCGAUUUGGUAUUUUCCUGAGAGAGAUUUGCCUGAAAACAUCAAUGCAAGAUUGCAACGAUUAUUCCAGGAACGGACAUCGUGGCCUUUGGAUGACAUCCUGCCUUACAUGGAAAAACUUGCAACACCACAGCUUCCAGUGAACGCCCUUCUCGCUAAAUAUGCAAGAAUGUCCAGCAAGGAUGGAACCAAAUAUUUCACUGGUCGUCAUUCAAAAUAAAGAAAUACCAUAAUUAUUAGUAAAAACA